Molecule: messenger RNA, 3104 nt
Organism: Symphalangus syndactylus (siamang)
Lineage: Eukaryota; Metazoa; Chordata; Mammalia; Primates; Hylobatidae
Gene: ZNF71
Product: zinc finger protein 71
Biological process (GO): regulation of transcription by RNA polymerase II
Cellular component (GO): nucleus
Molecular function (GO): DNA-binding transcription factor activity, RNA polymerase II-specific; RNA polymerase II cis-regulatory region sequence-specific DNA binding
Source: RefSeq, a predicted model, not a curated record
UGUACCUCAUGGAACAUUAAGGAACAGUCUUCAUAAGGGCAUAAGGGCUGCUGUUCUUGUGACUAAACGCUAUUAAUAUAGUGCCCCAAUGGGGACAGUCUGAGUUACACACUAUUUAGAGUAACUCAAAUUGAUUCCUCAGUUUUUAAUUAAUAGCAUAUUGGUGUUUUAAAUAAAGUAUUUCCAGAAGAGUAAAAAGGGCUUUAAUUAAAUCUGAGUCAUUUUAAAGGAAAUACAUGAUCAAAAAAGAGUAAAAAUGUGCCUCAAAAUAGACAUAAGUGGCUUAAAUGAAUGUUAAAACUAUAAAAAUCAAAAUAAUGUAGAAUGCACAUACUAAUUUGGAAACAGGUAAAACAGACAGAUAUAAGGGUUUUAUUUGUAGGGGGAGGGUCUGUAAAGUUAAUUAUGUGAACUUCUGAGUUGUAACUAUGUCUUUUUACAAUCUACUCUCUACUCAGUUUCCUUCUUUGGGGAACAAUGAUUUAGAUAUCCUGAAAAUGUCUCAUCAGUAAGUUGAACAAGAAAAACAGGAGCUUUAAGAACAAGAUUCAAGAUGAAACAACACAAGUUUUGAAUAUUUUAUAAGUAGCUAAAGGCAGAAAAAGUUACCAAUUAUCUCAGACUUCCAGAAAGUUAAAAAAAAAAAAAAAACAACUAAAGUCUUAAUUGAAAAGAAGAAGAAAGAAAGACAUGAAGAAAGAGAUAGAGAAUGCAUGUUGAGAAUGGAGACAGCACUGUUGGCCACCCCAGGCCUGUCUUCCUGUUCACCGUGGGCAGCAGAGGGAUGGCUGCUCAGCUGCUGACUGAUGAGGCACUGGAAUCAGUGACGUUCAGGGAUGUGACUGUGGACUUCACCCAGGAGGAGUGGCAGCAGCUGGAGCCUGCCCAGAAGGACCUGUACAGGGAUGUCAUGCUGGAGAACUACAGGAACCUGGUCUCACUGGACUGGGAGACUAGACCUGAAAUGAAAGAGUUGGAUCCAAAGAAUGACAUUUCGGAAGACAAGCCCUCCAUUGUUGGGGUGGCUACGGGGGGACCCAUGAGGAAUGGUGCCAGGGGUCCUGGCUCAGAAGGAGUGUGGGAACCAGGCAGCUGGCCAGAGAGGCCGCGGGGAGAUGCAGGUGCCGAGUGGGAGCCAUUGGGAAUUCCCCAUGGGAACAAACUCUUGGGGGGCUCAGUACCCGGAUGUCAUGAACUGAAGGCAUUUGCCAACCAAAGCUGUGUCCUGGUCCCACCACGGCUGGACGACCCCACAGAAAAGGGGGCCUGUCCACCCAUAAGGCGUGGCAAGAACUUCUCCAGCACUUCAGACCUCAGUAAGCCCCCCAUGCCCUGCGAGGAGAAGAAAACCUAUGACUGCAGCGAGUGUGGCAAGGCCUUUAGCCGAAGCUCGUCCCUGAUAAAGCACCAAAGGAUCCACACGGGAGAAAAGCCGUUUGAGUGCGACACCUGUGGGAAGCACUUCAUCGAGCGCUCGUCCCUCACCAUCCACCAGCGGGUGCACACGGGCGAGAAGCCCUAUGCCUGCGGGGACUGCGGCAAGGCCUUCAGCCAGCGCAUGAACCUCACUGUGCACCAGCGCACGCACACGGGCGAGAAGCCGUAUGUGUGCGACGUGUGUGGGAAGGCCUUCCGGAAGACCUCCUCUCUCACCCAGCACGAGCGCAUCCACACGGGGGAGAAGCCCUACGCGUGCGGGGACUGCGGCAAGGCCUUCAGCCAGAACAUGCACCUCAUCGUGCACCAGCGCACGCACACCGGGGAGAAGCCGUACGUGUGCCCCGAGUGCGGGCGAGCCUUCAGCCAGAACAUGCACCUGACCGAGCACCAGCGCACGCACACCGGGGAGAAGCCGUACGCCUGCAAGGAGUGCGGCAAGGCCUUCAACAAGAGCUCCUCGCUCACCCUGCACCAGAGGAACCACACCGGCGAGAAGCCCUACGUGUGCGGCCAGUGCGGCAAGGCCUUCAGCCAGAGCUCCUACCUCAUCCAGCACCAGCGCUUCCACAUCGGGGUGAAGCCGUUCGAGUGCAGCGAGUGCGGCAAGGCCUUCAGCAAGAACUCCUCGCUCACGCAGCACCAGCGCAUCCACACCGGGGAGAAGCCCUACGAGUGCUACAUCUGCAAGAAGCACUUCACGGGGCGCUCGUCCCUCAUCGUGCACCAGAUCGUGCACACCGGGGAGAAGCCCUACGUGUGCGGCGAGUGCGGCAAGGCCUUCAGCCAGAGCGCCUACCUCAUCGAGCACCAGCGGAUCCACACCGGCGAGAAGCCGUACAGGUGCGGCCAGUGCGGGAAGUCCUUCAUCAAGAACUCUUCCCUUACUGUGCACCAGCGGAUCCACACGGGCGAGAAGCCCUACCGAUGCGGCGAGUGCGGGAAGACCUUCAGCCGGAACACGAACCUGACGCGCCACCUGCGGAUUCACACCUGAGCCCCUCUGUGCAGGGCUCUCCCUGGGGGUGCUCGGGACGGACGCCAGAUGGGUGCGCGCUUUGUCAGCAGUGCUGUGAGAAGUUCUCCCCUGGGGUGGGGACUCGGGGUCAGGGGAGCUCAGGAAUGUGGGGUUGUGGAGGGGCUGGCUGAUCACACAUGCCCCUCCUUACUGAGCCUCAGAAAGCAAGCCCCUCGGUGUCUGACGUAUCUGGGGACACUUCAAGGUUCACUGUAGCUGAGCCGUGGCCGCUGGUAACACAUCAGGGUUCCAGACUAGCCCUCUGAGUAACUGUACUACAAGCUUGGACAGGGCAUGCCUGCCUCAUGUCUGUUUCUUCAGUGGGAAAGUGGAGCUGGUGGAGGGGAGGGAGGAGACAUCUCCCCCUUUGUCAGAUACACCCUGGAGUCCAGAUGCAGCUUGUCACCAUCUGCAUUUUCUCGGUGGGUUGGGAGCUUGAGGGCCUUCCUAUCCCUCCACCCACCAUUUCCCUGCAGUGCGCGCUGGCAGCCACCAAGCUAGGAAGUGGCAGGAGUUUGCCGGUUGUUUGUGAGGGGAAAAAAAUUUCUUUUCAGAGUUAGCAAAUAACAGUAACUACUGCUUUGAAUGCCAAAGUUUCUUAGAGUGGUCUGUUACAUUUUUUAAAAAUAAAACUGUUAAUUAAGGGAAA